Molecule: messenger RNA, 1599 nt
Organism: Cordyceps militaris CM01
Lineage: Eukaryota; Fungi; Ascomycota; Sordariomycetes; Hypocreales; Cordycipitaceae
Product: SGT1 and CS domain containing protein
Exons: 1
Coding region: 1-1599 (532 amino acids)
Biological process (GO): protein stabilization
Molecular function (GO): protein-folding chaperone binding
Source: RefSeq, a predicted model, not a curated record
AUGAAGAAGCAUCUCGACUCUACCAUAGCUGCAUGGCGUCCUGCUGUCGCUCUAGUUACAACCAACCAACUCUGCCAACGCGAGUUUCUCACUUCUUCUUCAUCUGUCCCUCCAAAACCAAUUCCGCCUACGAGGCGAUCCCCCGUCAUCUUCAGCCACCUCAUCGUCCGAAACGAACUGCAAGUCGUUCCAGGAAUGUCCCACAUCACCCUCGCCCAACAGGGCCUGGCCGCCGCCGAGGCCAAGGACUGGGACGGCGCCAUCACCAAGCUCUCCGCGGCGCUGCAGUCGUCCCCCAACCCGGCUUGGCUGAUUGCGCGCUCCAAGGUGCUCAUCAACCUGGGCCGCUUCGCCGAGGGGCUCGACGACGCCAACCUCGCCUGGCACACCGCGUUUGCCCGCGGUAAGCGGCCGCUCAUGAUCGAGGCCAACUACCGCCGCGCCGUCGCCUACUUUCGCCUGGGCCGCCUCGCCGACGCCGACGCGUGCUGCGUGUACGCCAUGCGGCUCAUCAAAGGUGCCGCCGCGACGGACAGCGGCGAGGAUCCCGUCGCGCACCUCAGGGACCCGGUCACGGGCCGUUGGACCGCCACGGCCGCGGACGCCAUUCAAGAGGCGCGCAAAGACGAUGAAAGCGCCGGAGGGCGCUCCGGCGGCGGUUUGGCCGCCCUGGCCAUGGGUAGCGCCGGAUCGGGGCAGCCGCAGGUAAAGGAAUGGCGCAUGGCGAGCACGCUGCGGAUCCAGAUCCUCUCAGCCAUGCAGAAGCUGCCCGCGGAUGACCCCGCGCGGACGGCGACGGCAACAGCCAAGCCAGAAGAAAAGAAGCUCGCAGAUUUGUCAGGAACCACGGAAGCAGGGAAGCCGGCUGACGAACCGGCUUCCACGCAGGCACCUGCUUUGACACAGCCACCUGCUGCUGCCAAGCCAACCGUGCCCAGCGACACACCCCUUCGACUGCAAGAGUUCCAAAGCAACACCAACAUGUCCGUCUCCAUCUUCUCCAAGGGCGUCAACAAGGAGACGCUCAAGGUCGAUUUCCAGCCUCGCUCGGUCCAUCUGGACCGCGUCAUCUACCCGAGCGGCGACGAAAAGGCCUUCCAGCUGGACCUGUGGGGUGAAAUCGACACAACCGCUUCCAAGUACACCGUCACCCCGAACAAGGUCGAGCUCAGCCUCGUCAAGAAGACGCCCGGGAAAUGGGCCCAGCUAAAGUCCGACGGCAACCCCAUCGCGCAGGCCGAUGCGGCUCUCGAGGAGGCAGCGACGGGGGUCACGAAGGCGUCCAAGCCAGUCGUCGCUGCCACCGCCGAUACCACAAAGGCAGCGACCCCCGCCUACCCGACCUCAUCGCGCACCGGCCCCAAGAACUGGGACACGCUCGACGUCGGCGACGACGGCAAGGACGACGAGGACGGCGGCGACGUCAACAUCUUCUUCAAGAAGCUCUUCAAAAAUGCGACGCCCGAGCAGCAGCGGGCCAUGCAAAAGAGCUUCACCGAGAGCAACGGCACCAGCCUGAGCACCGACUGGAGCGACGUCAAGGACAGGACGGUCGAGACGGUCCCGCCCAGCGGCGUCGAGCCGAAGAAGUGGAAUUAG